Eriocheir sinensis (Chinese mitten crab) is the source of this 3723-nucleotide messenger RNA. RefSeq lists its product as uncharacterized. The record is from RefSeq and is a predicted model, not a curated record. The coding region runs from base 12 to 1535 and encodes 507 amino acids. The transcript has 4 exons. NCBI's taxonomy places the organism in Eukaryota, Metazoa, Arthropoda, Malacostraca, Decapoda, Varunidae.
UCACGUUCACGAUGAGGGCGGGAACAAGGACAUGUGCGUGUGCGUGUGCGCGUGCGUGUGCGUGGAGAUGGUUUGUGGUUCUCCUCCUCGCCCUCACCACCCUCGCCCCCCCCCGCCCCUGCUCCGCCUUCCUCACCCUGCGACAUGACCAAGACCAACAAGAACAACAAGAACAAGGGCAGCAGCAGCAGGCCUCCAUGAGUCACCUGUUGGAAGCAAUUAACAGAGUGAGCCAGGCCCUUGAAACCCACGAACGCCACACGAGUCUGUACGAGCGCGUGGCCCUACUCGAAGCGUCCCUCGCCGAGAAGACCGAGCGGGCCAUGGCACUACAGGCCGAGGUGGUUCAACUGAGAGCCAAGAUACCGGAGCUGGAGGCCGAGAUCGAGACCAUUCCGGAGAUGAGGAAGGAGCUGGCGGAGUUUGAGGCCAAUAUCGAGAAACUGGUGCAUGACUACGAGGCCAAGCUGUCCACCCUGGCGUCCGAGGUGAUCCGCCUCAAGAAGCACGGCGCCAGGAGGAAGAAUUUGCAGACCCUGAGCGACGGGAGCAACGUGCUGCUGCGCCCAGGUAUGACAGCCCCGGCGUGUCCCGAGGUGGGGCAGGGCAUGGUGGCAGAGCGCGUCGGGGAGCAGUGUUUAUACUUCUCCCUGGCCGCGGCACGGAACUGGACUGCCGCGCAUCACCACUGCCAGACACUCCGCGGCGAGAUGGCGGCGCCCCCGGACCUCCACCUGCUGAUCUCCUUCCUCCGCCAGUCCUUCGCAGCUCGCGGCCCUUCACUGUGGCUUGGCUCGUCCUACAACCUCUCCGACGAAGACACAGACGAGGACGAGGGCGAGGGCGAGGACGAGGCCGCCAGCCGGUUCAUCGCAAAGCUGCCGGAGCCUGACAAUGAAGCCUCGUCGGUAACUCCCCCUCGCCAAGACCCUUCAGACGCCCUUCAGGCAGACGGCGUGAUAGGAUUCCCCGAAGAGGGAUUCGUAGGACCCUCAAAUCCAUUUACUCUGCACCUGAAGGAGGGCCCGGGCCUGGAGGUGGAGGAGGAGGUGUUGGGCCCGGCUGACAGUCUCCGCGGCAUGCUAGACCAGGUGCCGAUGUUCCGGGAUGACCUCCUGGCCCGCUACGGCAGCCUGUCCCUCGCGGAUGAACCGGUCGAGCCGCCACAACAGCCCGACGAGGAGGCCGCCGGGAGCUCCGUGGUGGAUAUCGUUCUUCUGACAGGCUCCAAGGGACACCAGGACACGGAGCCACAUGCCCCUUCCAACCAGACCGUGAUAUCAGGGCAUGAAUCAAUCACGGGGGUCCUGCAGGAGGCGGUAGUGGGCUCAGGGGACGGAGGAAGUGUAGAGGAGGCCGCAGGGUCGACACAAGAGGCGGAGAAGGGGAAGGAGUCCCACAAGGGGCGUAUGAAGUGCAUGUUGCUGCGGCAGAGCGAGUCGCUGGAGUACGAGGUGGUGGGGCGUCCCUGCAACGAGAUGCACAACUACGUGUGUGACUUCAAGGUGACCCUAGACAGCCUCCAGCCAGAGUGAGGCGUCUUAGCGGGCGUGGAAGACCUCAAGACACUGUGUUAGGGCUUUGAAACAGUGGAAACGGCUUUUGCUACGCUCCAGAUCCAGAAAACGUAUUGCAGUGUCUUGAUACUUUCUGUGUGUGUGACGCCAAGGAGACCAGACAGCCUCCAGUCCGAGUGAGGGUCGGUAGUCUUUUAGGGACCCGUAAGGACAUUGUGGAAGGCUUCUAAAUACAUUGUGAAAAUCUUUGCAAACACUGUAAAUGGCUUUGUGACGCUCGAGAUGCAGAGAGCGUGUUACAAGAACUGGAUAACGUUCUGUGUAUGACUCCAGUGUAUGCCUUUAGCCAGCCUCCAUCCAGAGUGAGGCGCCGUGGCGGGUGUUAAGCCUCCCACAGCUUCCGAGAAACUGUAGAAACCUUGAAUACAUUGCCUUCUCACCCUUUUGCAAACACAUUGACAGAACUGAGCCGUGUGCCUCCCGCCGCCGGUCAUUCAGUAAUCUAAUUGUGAAGACGUGGCGGCCCAGACAUUAGUCUGCCGUGGCCCAGAGCGAGGCGGUGACCCGCGGUGUGAAGAGCCUUCCCAUAGAGCCAGGAUAUGUGCUGCAGUGAGGAUGGACUGAGUAGCGAUAGUGCAUGGUGGCGUGUGUGGUAGUGGUAGUGGUAGAGUUAGGAACAUCUUUACUGAUACACCGAUUACAGACAGAUUGUGAACAGAAAGACUUUAUAACUUGAAAUGCAGGGGUUAUUUCACCCAAGAAGAUUAGAAAGUUAAAUCAAGCGGUAAAAAUUUGACAAGUAAAACAAAAAUAAUUUGAUAAUACACAAACUUGACAAUAACAAAGUUUGCUCUGCAAGAAAAGUUUGAUAUUACAGAAGGACACUGACAAGACACGCGUCCCUACUGUUUAUUAUUAUGUACGAUAUAUUGUAUAGGAUAAGACGUGGCUACUGCUGCUAAAGCCAUUAUUUUACCAUGCCUAGUGAUGUAGUGACUGCGGUAACACGCGUGGCUGGGAAUCCGUGGGCCGGGGUGAUCCUGGGCGAGGAGUUGAUGCCGGGCCACCCAGUCCUCCCUUUGGCGCUGGUUGAUAGAUGAUACCUGGGGAAACCUGGCGAAGGUAAACUGUGGUAACCCGGAUGUCACUCUUCGUUUCCUUCUUCAUGUUAUUUUCUGCUUCCUGUUUAUCUAUCGUUUACUCCUUGUUUGCGUGCCUUUCUCUCGUUUACUUCAUGUUUUUUUUCCGUUUCUUGUUUAUUUAUCGUUUUCUCCUUGUUUGUGUGUCUUUCUCUCGUUUACUUCGUUUUUUUUCUGUUUCUUGUUUAUCUAUCGUUUUCUCCUUGUUUGUGUGUCUUUCUCUCGUUUACUUCGUUUUUUCUCUGUUUCGUUUAUCAUUCGUUUACUCCUUGUUUGUUAUCUUCUCUUGUUUAUUAUCGUUUCCCCGUUGUUUCCUUCCUUCCUUCUGUUUGGUUUCUUUCCCUUUAGCCCGGGAUAAUGCGUUUUUGCCCGCCACAGGUUGAAGGUCAGUAACACGGAGAUGAGUUCCAAGGCCUCGCUGGCCUGGCGUAUUUCCUCAACUUUACAGUAAGUAGCAUACGCUCUAAGUUAUGCAAGUUACCCAUUCAACAAGUCUGCAAGAUGACCAGGCUGGUGGGCUCCAUCCUUACCUGUACGCUCAAUGCUCAAGCUCCUGUCAGUGUUGCCCAGCCUCCUAACGCAAGAUUCAACGAGUGUCUUCAUUCCUUCAUCCCUUUCAUUGGUAGAUUCUGGACCAGCCUUCAAUUUAGGGUAUAUCUUCUUUCUUGUGACUUCGAACUCAUUCAAGAGGGGAGUAUUCAAGCACCUCUUGGGCUACAUUUGGCCCUUUUUCUUUCUGUAGCCUUCUGUCUUAUUUUAUUUUAUGGAGCAGCAAGUUGAAGGCUUUUCUUAUCGUUGUUGUGCUCUUUGCCGUCUGCUGUUUCGUCAAAAAAUGGAACACGAAUUUGUGUGAUCUGUGAUGGCUUUCAGAAGUGUUUAUAUUAGUUGAGGAAAUACUUUUUUCUAUAUUUCUCAUAAACAGCAAAGUGCUGUGACCGACUUUGUAUAUUCUGGUAUUAGGUGAAACACUUAAGAAACUAUAACGGAGAUAUAACCGUUUGAAAACAUGGGGAGGAAAUAUGAAGUAUGUUUCGGAAAUGUUUAUGAUUAUUAAAGUGGUAAAUAUU